UUGAAAUUUCAGUAGCGACGGCUAUGUUUGUAUGACUUUAUUGUAGGUCACCAGAAAUUGUGUUUCGGAACUCAGAAGCAGUCUACUAACUAUGAAAUCCAGAACAUACAGGUCGAGAGCACAGGCGGGCUGAGGACUUCAAAGUGAAAAGAACGUAGUUUUUGGUUUCAGUCGAUACAUGGUAGGCUAUAUUGUUUGUUUUUUAUGGGUUACUGGAGCGGGCGACCGCAGGAAUGAAAACACCUUUGUGACAGCGGUUCAACAAACAUGUAGGCUAGUAGAUGCGUGUUUGAGUGUGUUCUUUUUCUUAUGUUGUUUAAAUAUCUGCAAAAGGGAUGCUAAAAGUGUUUAACAGCUCAUUUUGGGUAUUCACCACACAUUUUCAUUUGCUUAGAUUGCUUGUUUGUAGGAUAUAGUCUUGCAGUCUUAUACACCACAUUACGAGAACUUUUAAUAUUGUUUUUUGGGCCCUUCCACAUGUCUUCAGGAAUAAACUUGAAACGUGCUGCACGAAAUCGAAUAUAUUAGCCUACAAAACUGCCGACACGCCCCAUAAUUGUUUCACAACCUUUUAUUUAACCCUAAUGUUUCGACGUGCUAUCCCUUAUAAUAAUCAUGUCUGUGCUUUUGCAGUCACAUUUAGAAACCUAUGUUAGUGUCAGUCUGACUUGAGCCCACCCUGAAAUGCCAAAAAGUCUUUUUUUUCCCCCACGAAGUAUCGUAGGAUGCUUGGAAAGGGUAGGCUACAGCUUUGCUUGAAUCCAGUUCAUUCUCUUUUUGGAAUGAUAAUGAUAAUUUCCCUGCAUAUUUCCAAAAAUGUAGUUCAGUGUUAAAUAUUUAAAGUGUGACUAUGGUAUUCCAGGCGUGGGAUUUAUUUUGUUAAGUGUGAAAAUCUUUUCGACGUGUGUUUUUGCAGUUUUUAUCAUUGUAAAGGAAUGUAUGUAAUAGCUUCAGAGCAGUAAUCGGAAAUACACUCCUUUCUGCCCCCUCCGCCACCACCAAACCUCUAGAGGUUCAGAACUAACGGGAUUGUUUAUUUAAGAACUAAUGAACGGCUGGCCAGAUUCAGUUCUUUGUACUGCUGCACGAGAAAAAAGAAUCGCGGUGUAAACCAGCACAAGAACAAUAAAUGCUGACACUAUUAAUGUUUUUCUUUUUCACCCUGUGAAAGCUAACGCUGUUUGGAAACUAAAAUGACAUCAUGGAUAAUAUUACAUCCCAGCAAGGCUUUCCUUUUUUCCUCUGUUAACCAAAUAACUUUUUCACUCCAGUCAAGGCUAUCAGUUGGCUGCCGUUUCUUUCCCGACAUUGAUUCCCUGUUGUGAGUUAUAGUGGUUUUAUCACUGGCUGAACACUUUUGCAAUAGCUUUCUAGAGAAACAAGAAAGGGACAUCCCAACGCACACACACACACACACACACACCAACUUCUACAACAAAACAAAACAUGAAUUUAACCUAAGUUCACUUUAAACCACAUCUUGCAGCUUGCAGUUGUGUAGCGAUGGACUUCGCAUCCUCAAUUUUGAUUUGUCUGGUUUUCUUAUGGCUCCUGAAUUUGGGCCGCUUCAGUUACGAUGCUUCAAUGCUUCAGUGUUCACUUGACCAGAUUCAGCCUGACUGGAUCAUUCUUUCAAACAAAUUCAGUUCUCUGAUUUGCAGUGUAUCAGAGACAUUGUGUACAGCUUGAAGUCAUCAGGUCGAUGCCAGAGAUGAUUUUCGAUCACCAGCCCUGUGACCUGGGAAUUUCUCCUCCCAGAUCUGAUCAUGUGUAUGUAUUUUGUGUGACUGUGCCCUGCAAAUGUCCUCAAAAUUUAUAGGGCCUCCUGGGCCAUGCCCUGCCCUCAGGAACAGGAUGUUAUGUGGAUGACAAGCUACAGCUCAACAUCAAGAUCAACAUUCCUGAUUCAAUUUCGGCACAAUGCUGCUCAAAAUGACAUUCAUGGGAUAUGCUGCUAUGCAAUGGUACUUAAGCUGCAUCCUAAUCGAAGGUUCUCAGCAUAAUUUAUCCACAGGCAUAAACUCAUCUAAGCCUGAAACUACCAGCCACAGUGCUGCAUCAUCGAACGAGAGAAUAAAGCGUCACAUAUUUGCAAAACAACAUAUACAAAAUGGCCAUUAGGCCAGUUUUCUUCACUUAGAUGUUUUAUAAGAAACUUAUGCGCAAGGAGUGUGCAAAAUUGACAAAUUAAUAUGGUAUAUUAAUGGGACUGACUAGAGGUUGUCAUAUAUUUUGCUUGCAUGACAGACACUUAAGGGCAGGGUGCCUGAAGUCACAUCUUUCAGGACCUAUGUUGUUGUCUUUCCCUUCCUCCAGUUGGUUUGCAGAAUAUCCUUCUCCUCAUAUGGAUGGACUGAAUGAAGUGUAUUUUGUCCUUUGAGAAUUUCCAUUGGCUUAUUUAGGUCUGCCUGUCCAUGGUUCUUGAGUCACUUUAUCGAUAGUAUCUUAGUUAAGGCUGCUGUUGUAUAUAAAACUAAUUAUGCUUUAUUCCUCAACUUGAAGUUACAAAUGUGUGCACAUAUGAGCCUAUUGCGUCUUAUACCUUAUUAAAAAUAAUGCAAAUGGACUGAGUAUUAUAUUAGCAAAAAAUAACAUACAUUUUCUGGAAUGAAUUCAUGAAAUGGAGACCAACUGUAUUCUGUCAUUUGAAUUAGACUUUGUGCCUCAUUUCCUUCAGCCACAUACCAGUUGUGUUACUCAGCAACUUGCUUUUCAUGUGCAGUGUGUUGCUCUGUGACAUCAACAGUUCUGUUGUUUUUCUGACCACGUUAAAUGAAUCACAGUUCCUCAGAACAAAUCAUGCUUUUGGGAUCCUUUUUACAGGUUAUUCACUGAGGGGUAAUGAAUAUGAUUUGGGGAUUCCCCUCAUAGACUAAUGCGACUUAAGUCUUACUCCAGCUGCUGUUUCACCUCUGCUGUCCUGACCGCAUCCGUCUGCAUACCACUUAGUUCCAGCAGUUCAUUUCUGUCAGGCUUGUCUUCCCCCCUGAGUGGGAAGAUAUAGGAUAUGGCAGAAAGUGGCAAAACCUUUGACUAUUUGAAGUAACGGCUGUAGUUGGAGAAUGCCUCUUUUGGCCAGUGUUUCUGAAAACUGAGUGGGCUUCAUAAACAUUUUCAAAAUGUGAAAAAUGCCCCCAGCUUCAAACAUCAGUUUUUCUAAUGAGGAAAAUUUAAAAAUCCUCCUCUUAAACCCCCCUCCCCCCCUUAAAAAAAAAAAAAGUGAUUACUGUAUAGUGCUUUGUGUGGAGGACUGGCUUUGCAUGGCCAUCAAUGGGCUCCUUGUGGUUUGUUUUGAAACCAUCGGUGACCCUGUUGGGAGCUCAGGAAAGCCAGGUCAGAUUUCUCAGUGUUAUGAAAUGUGAAUGGGAGCGGUUGCCAGGUGCUUUGCUCGCCCUCCUCAGAUGGCCUUGAUGUGUCAUUUUCAUAAUUACAAGGCAGCCGUAAUUUAUCGUGGUCCUGAUUGCAUGGUGUGACCUGUGAGGACCAGUCACACUGUUCGUCAAAUAUCACUGUUUGGGUAAGCAGGCCAAAGAAGCUCACGUGUUUUGAAGGGGAUGAUUUUCUGUAGUUGGGGAUUUUUUUCCUGUUUUCUGGAAUUUUAGUAGUUAAGCCAUGCUUUUUUCUUUUCUUCAGUCAUCAUAUGAGUUCACUGUCUCAUCAGUUCAUAAUAUAACACAUUUUACUGUAAUUCCAUUCUCUGGCCUGGACACUGUUACUUUCAAAUUACCAUGUGACCACAACUGUGGGUCUGGGAUUUAUUAUAUUUCUUUUGAUAGAGCAGACUGUGAUGCAAUUCUCCGAAGACUUGUUUUUCAAUUGGUAGAAGCUGUGGUUUUAAUUUGGCUCACUUUUUGUUGUGUGAAUCUGAAUCGUCCCUCAGGAUCCAGUGAGAUUGCUCUUAUUUGGUGAAAUUGCAAUGCAAGCACCCACACUGGAUUAAACCCUGUCAUCCUUUCUUAUUUCAGAAAUGACCUCAGUCAUCUAAGGAUUAACCUCUUUUUGGGAUAUGACGACAUGUAAACCGUUCAUCAUGUGAUAAGUCGACUGUAACACUGAUAAAAUAUUUUACUCUGAGUUGAAAAUUGGAAGACAUUCAGACGAGCCAAAUAUCUUCCUCCUGACGUAGAAAACAGAGGAGGAAACGCUAAAGAGGGAAAUGAGGUGAAUGGAGUUUAUACCCCCUAAGGAUGAAAUCUUGGGCAGAGUAAGAAGAAACCCUGGUGAUCCUCUGAAACGUCUGCAGCUACUAAACAUGCUACUGUUUGAGCACGGUGCAUGAUACACACGGCUGUGUCAGAGAGGAAGGUAUUCCCAGCCCAUAAAAAGGCCAGCUAGUUCAGAUAACUGGUCUUUGAUAUCCAUACUUAAAAGCCUCUUCUUUUUUCCUUCUUUUUUUUUGUAACUCUUGGUCGUUCUUGACAAGUCGGUAUAAAAUUGCCAUAGAGGCAAUUGUGGUUGUAAACUUCUUUUCUUCUUUUCCUUAGCCAAACACUGAUGUCUGGUUUGCUGGAAUGUUCCUGCUCUGUUUGUUUUCAGCACUGCUCUGCCAAAGCAGUCUUGUCUGAAGGUCAGCGAGAAGCUCACUUAGAAUCACAGCUCUGGCUGAGUCACAGUCAUGAACACUUCCCCCUCAGAUAAAAAAGAACUGUGCUCACAGUAGCCUGUUUCCUUGACUGGCCUCCUAGGUAUAAAGUUCUGAUGCAGUUUUCAAUGGACCACUGCAGAUCAUAGCAGCAGAUCAUGGAAGCUUACUAUGAGGUAAACAAGUGAGUUGUAAGAGGGUGAUGGGAGGUUGCUUAGGCUUGUUAUAAAAAGAUACAUUUCUACAGAUGAGAGACCGAGGUGAUGAGGGAGGAGCCAGUGGUAUGUGAUGGAGGGGAGAGAGGAAGGUAAAGAAGAGAAAGCACCAGAAUGCCAGUCCCUCAUGCUGCAAGCAGUCUGUCCAUCCAUCCGUGCCUUCUGUGGGAAUGCAACGACUGUUAUUUCCCCCCCAUGUGCUGGGGAAGGAACAUGAAUUAUGAAACAAAAACAACAAUCGCGCUCUUCAGUGAAACGGGUCUGAGGGCUUCAUUCAGCACAGCGUUUCUGUAUGGGCAUUUCAGGCUAUUGGGCGUUCUUUUCAUAGAGAAAUUUUAAAGGCCAUUGAGGACAGCAUAACAAGCGACUCGUUUUUUACAGUACAAUGUUGUGCCGUACUGAGCAGAAAGCCCUCCCCUUUGUAAACCAAGUAAUACACACAGAUACUAAGGCUGCCGUACAAAGGCUUUUUGAUGUGCUCUCCCACAUUCUCCCGCAAUCUCUGUUUACCACAGUAGCUAAAGUGGGGCUGUGCUUUCAGUGCAUCUAUGUAGGCUGAAGAGGUUUAACCAGAAGGGGACCUCUACUCCCCCUCUCCACGUAAGAAUGUAGUCAUUGCACAUUACUGUAAUGCUUAUUGUUUUCCUGUGGUUUUGCCAUACACUCUGUAAGCCAACGCACUCACUCACACACACAUGCACACGUGCAAGCAUACAUUCAUUUUCUGAAGGCUCAUUGUUUUGGUUGGAUGAAUGUUGACAGCGUUUAGAGACUUAUUUGUGAUUGAGUGCGUGUGCGUAAGUUCCCCAAAUGAAUCCCUUUAAGUGUGAAUCUGGGCUAACUUAACUUGUUAAGGAACCAUUCACUUACAAAAAAGCAUGGAAGUCUAUUAAAUUAACAGUGAAUUUUUCCAGAAUGUCUGUGGUGUGGCAGAGCACAUCUGUAUAUUUUUCAGAGAACUGCAGUACUGGUGCGCGGCGUCCUUUACAGCCAUAAUCCUGUAUGUCUUCACCAUGUCAUUGGAAAUGCGACGCGAGAUCAAGAAAUGUUCUCUGCACUUUCGGUUUGGCAAGGCGCGGUAAUUGUGUCAGGAGAAAAAAAAUAAACCUGCUUUGGUCACUGAUCUUAACUGCCUCCUCACCGCAGAUCAUCUCUCUCCAGUGCUGAACCGGCUCGUCUCGGACCUGCAGUCCUUUCUGUUGGUCCUGGACAGUGAAAACCUCAGCUACAUCGCUCAGGCUCAGAAGAAGUCCAUUUCGGAUUUACUCACCAAGCUGCAGGAUGCCCCUGUGGAAGAUGCCGAAUACAUGAUCAUGAACUGUCCAUCUGGAGCAGCUAACAGCGAUCUCAGGGAAAACCAGUCAUCAGACACAGGUGGCCUCCUGGCCAAGGCUGACGUCAAUCACGUCCAAGAGCCGCCGUCCUCCGCCUCGGCUGAGUGGCUGCUAAAGGGGAGCCUGGGUCCCAUGGUACCCCCUGACCCCUCAGAAGAUGAGGAUUGCUAUGAAGAGGCAGAACCCUUUCUUCCAGGCAGCCAGCCCACAGACACAGUGGACUCAGACAGCAGUCACUACGAGUCAUACGGUGAGGAGGAUGACUUUGUGAAGGAUCGGGCUCACUACAUCCAGUGGACCGCCUCCCAGCCCUGUCUACGCCCCCUCCCGGAGUCACGUAUCUGUGGCUACCUCUGGAGGAAGAAGUGGCUGGGCCAGUGGACCAAGCAGCUCUUCAUCAUCCGCAACCAUCUCCUCCUGUGCUACAAGUGCGCUAAGGACCUACACCCGCUGCUUGAGGUGAGCCUGAAGGGCUGCCAUGUGGUCUACAAGUCAAAGCACAGCAAGAAGAUGCAGCACGAACUGAAGGUGGUUGCCAGUUCUGACACGGUGGUCAUGGGGUUUCAGAACUGCCAGCAGGCCGAGGAGUGGCGUAAGAUAAUUGAAGAGGUAAGCGGCUCCUCCUACUAUGAGAAGGAAUCCCACAGCUCCUCAUCGUUACUCAAGUGUGACAGGCAGGACUCUUGCAGGUCAAGUACUGUCCUUCAUUCAGACUCGGAUGAAGACAAGCUGUCUGGUCUGCCUUCUGCCCUUAGCAGUGUAGAAAUUAAGGAUAAGGAUAAGGGUCUCCUGAACGUGCUGAUGAACUGCCAGUGGCAGAGCCUGUGGUGCCAGGUGGAGGACGGGGUGCUGAAGAUGUUCCGGGACGAGGUGUGUGAGGAGAGCCCCCAGUACAGCGUGCAGCUGCGGGGCUGCGAGGUGCGGCCCGGACCCAACACGGCCCAGGCCUACCGCAUCACUGUCACGCAACACGGCGACCAGGUGGCGGUGCUGGAGGCCAGCUGUGCAGAUGAGAAAGAGCGCUGGGUCCAGCUCCUGCAGGACGGGAGCGCGAGUCAAGCUGAUCCUCUGUACGAGCGGCUGGACACCACACUGGACACCCGGACUGAGGGAGGGCUCAGUGGUCUUAUGGCACGCAGGUUCCCAACCUCCAACAUGUACAUAGAUGACCCCUUCCACCAGCUGUGUGGAGCAAGCCAUUCCCAGCCCAUCUACUCCAACUCUUCCAUUAUGGAUGACAUGUUCCAGAAGUCUCAAAAUGCUUCCAAGGAAGAUUCCGUGAUUUCCAAAGAAGUCUACUGCAACAACGAAGUUUUUGGCAACCACAGCAGGAAAACGACGGGCAACUCUGAGCGCGGGGUUGAGAAGCUGGACCUCGCCGGAAAGAGGAGGGUGCAGCUGAGGGCUGGGUCCGAGAUGAACCUGGUGACAGCAGGGAAGCCGGCCAAGCGCACCUCCUUCAGGCAGUCUCUGGCAUUCUGCGCAGAGAGGGCACAGGGAGGGUUCCUGACUCCCUUGCUGAGAAGGACAGCCUCGGCAAAAAACUCCCUAAAACGAGCUCCAUCUGCCCUCUUCAUUGAGAAAGGCAAGGUCUUGCAGAAGAGAAAGGAAUGGGAGACGAAGGCCUCUGCUUAAGACUGGUCAGCCAGUAAUCCCACACCUUGUACACAUUCCCUUCUUGUAUAAGUAUAUAUUGCACUGAAUAUAUUAUUACUGUGCAUGUGGAUCAUGCACUUGUUUUUUUUUUUUUUGUUCCUUUUUGAUACUUUUGUAUUAAUUAAAAACACCUGAAUAUGUUUUGGACUUUUCCUCUUCUGUUCAUUCUUUGUCAUUUAAAAAUGGUAUCCUUCCUGAUGGGAAGUGAUCUCCCCUACGAAUGAUGCACUCCCUUUCUCCAUUAAAACUACUAAUGUUCUCAAUGCUGUUUUUCUUUAAUUACAAUGUUAAUAUAAUUUGGAGUGCUGUGAAAACUAAACACAGAAAUUACAAAUUGAGGCUUAGAUAAGUCUUUCUGGUGCAGUUAUUUUCUUGUUUUUUCAAAGCAAUGUUUUCUGUAGUCAGUUGCCAGUUGCAUACAUCAGCCUCUUCAUUUUUAGGCCAGUUCAUGGCUUUCAUGCACUGUUACGUUCACUAAGUGGCACCUGCAGCAAUCCACUGUACUUAAAUGUAAAAUGUAUGAAUGGAUAGAAUGUGAUUAUCAGGUGCAAAUUAAUAUUUGAUAUGCGAAUCGCCUUUAUUUGGCCCCCUGAAAUAAAGUUUCUAUCAUCCAAAGAUACCUGUUCUCCACUUAAGAAAGGGCUGCUUCCAUAAAGGUGUCAUUCAAAUUGUUUAUUAAUAUUCAGGUUUCCCUUGAGACUACCCUGUGGUAUGCUGAUGUAAUGUCAUCAUCAGUUUUCAUUUGUGAAGAUGCAUUGAUGAGUGUGGUUGAUCUGACAGGCCCAUCACCCGCACUAGACAUAUCCGGCUCUGUCAAGAGGAAUAAUGACAAUGUGUGUAUUUCUUCAAUAAACAAAUGCUGGAUGAAGUCA
This is a messenger RNA of Anguilla anguilla (European eel), 8659 nucleotides long. RefSeq names its product actin filament-associated protein 1-like 2. Gene Ontology annotation, cellular component: cytosol. Gene Ontology annotation, molecular function: SH3 domain binding; SH2 domain binding. Bases 6105 to 7766 code for a protein of 553 amino acids. The transcript has 16 exons. Gene Ontology annotation, biological process: positive regulation of interleukin-8 production; regulation of interleukin-6 production; regulation of mitotic cell cycle. NCBI's taxonomy places the organism in Eukaryota, Metazoa, Chordata, Actinopteri, Anguilliformes, Anguillidae. The record is from RefSeq and is a predicted model, not a curated record.